CAACGGCACCGUCAACGCUCACAGCAGCGACAAUGACAGGCCAUCGCUCUCUGGCAUCAAGAGCUCCAGCGAUGGACGAAAAUAAAGCAGCCAGACCAGCCACGGGCACGCCCUUCGCACACUUUCCGGAGAAAACGGUUCCUGCAAUGGAUAUCUUUGUGACGUACGAAAGGUCGUGGAGCAUUCAGGACGCAUUGGAACAGCAUUCUGCCUUAGCAGAGCAACGUGAAGUUCUGACCGAAAUUGGACGGAACCGUCUCCGGGUGCGUCAUACGCAGCUUUCUUUCGCUGAGCUUGAGGUCGAAGAGGCUUUGGAGGCCGCGAAGACGAUGAGUGGUUUCGAUGCUGGAGAUGCUCAGAGAGUCCUGCGGAUUGCAGGUCGGCUGAAGGCUGCUGUGCGAGAUCUGCGGACUGCAUCGAGGAUGAAGCAGUUGGAGCAGGGCAUGGUGAACAAGCACUUGGCCCAAGCCGAUGCAGAGAACGAGAAAACCCGUCUUGAAAUGUGCUCCAUCAAAGAGGUCAUCGACGACAAGUCUUUAGUUGUGGCUCUCGAUGACCCCCCACCACCAACCCCCGUUGAUGCCAAUGGGAAACCUUUGAAGCAAAGGUAUAGGUACUGCACAAACUGCAAGGUCGGGGGACACGGCCAGAGGUUUUGCGAGUACUUCCUCGAGAGACCUGAUUGGCGCAUCUAUCCCAAUCAGGAAUGGUUUAAGGAUGAAAAGGGCAAUGAAUAUCAUUGCCCUUUGGGGAAGAAGUUGGUGGAUUUUGCAGACGAGACUCACUUUAGCCGCAUUGCAAUGUAUUUGAAAGGGAGAGCUUGGCUUGAAGAGAAGACAAAGGUCUUAGACUUGGCUCCGGGAAAGAUGCCGGACACGUACAUUAUCGAAAAUGGGCAGUGGAGAGGCGCUGUUCCCCCUUCCGACGAUCAGGUCACUGAUCUUCCUUGGUUCGUCAAGGAAGCAGAUCGGAAUUGGGGUACUUCUAUCCAUGUGUGUGCCAAACCGUCAGCUUGCCUCAAUCUCGUCAAGCCUACGGGAGUCUAUGUGGUGCAACCACACAUCAAGGAUCCUCUUUUGCAUGAUGGACGGAAGUGCCACAUAAAGUUCUACGUCCUGCUGGUUGGCUUCGAAGAUGGAGUCCGCUGGAAUUUGUACACAUUUAAGGACGGAUACCUUUCUAUCUCUCCAAACCCGUGGUCACCGACAGACCUGUCAAAAGACACCCAGGUGACCAUCAUCCGGGCAGAACGGAUUGGUAGUUGGAAGGCAUGGCCAGAUGCUUAUCCCAAGUGCAAAGCCGUCGUGGUAGAGGUUAUUGAGCGAGCUAUCACGCAGGGAAAGUUGGAAGGGCGAUUGGGCAAGACUCAGUUUGAGAUCUUCUCGGCAGACUUCAUUGUAGACAACGGUGGAGGUGUAUGGCUUUUCGAGUUCAACAUGAGCCCUGUGUUGAAAGAUCCCAAGGAUGAGCCCAAGGUCAACGAUGCGGAUAUGGUCCGAGGAGCUCUGUCCAUCGUGGCCCCGUGGAGUGGCGGCAGCCCUGGGCUUUGGGACUUUGCUGGCGAAUUUCGUGGGCAACCACCGCCACCAAAGGCACCACCAGCAGAGAAGGAGAAACCCGCCAAAGCCCAAGUUUGGCAUGUCAUAUCAUGUCGAUGUUUGAUGCCAAACUUUUUUGUCUAGGACAGAGAGACGAUGUGAGAUCUGACAUCAUUAACAUCAUUGACAUGUUUUUGAAUCAUGUUUUUGAUUCCGUUGAGGGUCGCUCCAGGUUGAUUCCGUUGAUUCUGCCCCUGCAGCGUCGUGCCUUUGAUUGCAGAUUUCUUGCCUUUGAUUGCCGUGCAUGCCGUGCAUGCCGUGAUGUCGCAACGACAUGUUGAUGUUGGACUCGACUUGUCUAAGGAGUGGCAGUUCUUAGCCCUGAUUCAGGGCCAUUUACAGCAGCCAGGUACUUGUAGCCAGGUUUGAUCUGAUGUGUCUGAUGUUUUGCAAGGCAUUCUGGUUUUCUGACAAAAAAAAAGUCAAGGUCAAGGCAAGCAGGGAACAUCAGGGAUGCAGAUCGCUG
Molecule: messenger RNA, 2064 nt
Organism: Cladocopium goreaui
Lineage: Eukaryota; Dinophyceae; Suessiales; Symbiodiniaceae
Source: the annotation of a GenBank genome assembly